CCUGCAGGUCCCCGGACCCUGGUUUGUGAACGAGUGCUCCUGCAGCCUACGGGUGACAGGAACAGGAUCACCACAGUGGGAUGGAUGAGCGCCAUAUUGCGCAUGGUUGAACAGAGGAAAGGGGGAAAUCUGCGGCUGCCUGUGAGCUUCGGACAAUCAUCUCAUCUCCAGACCUCACCAGCUGUGGAAGGCACACGGAGCUCUGGUCUCGGUCUUUGGAAACACUUUUUUUUAAUUUAACAACUCCAAGCAUAGAGCAAGGAAAAGGACAGAAAAAUGCCUAAAGCGGUCAAUGUUCGCGUCACCACCAUGGACGCUGAGCUGGAGUUUGCCAUCCAGCCCAGCACCACCGGCAAACAGCUGUUUGACCAGGUGGUAAAAACCAUUGGCUUACGUGAGGUCUGGUAUUUCGGACUUCAGUAUAUGGAUGGCAAAGGUUACUACACUUGGCUAAAACUGGACAAGAAGGUGUCAUCCCAGGACGUGAAGAAGGAGAACCCGCUGCAGUUCAAGUUUCGGGCCAAAUUCUUCCCGGAGGACGUGUCUGAGGAGCUGAUCCAGGACAUCACCCAGAAGCUUUUCUUCCUGCAGGUGAAGGAGGGCAUCCUGAGCGACGAGGUUUACUGUCCACCAGAGACAGCCGUGCUGCUCGCCUCCUACUCUGUUCAGGCCAAGUUCGGAGACUACAACAAAGAAGUCCACCAGCCUGGAUACCUGCUGUCUGAACGCCUGCUGCCACACAGAGUCCAGGAGCAGCACAAGUUAUCUAGAGAACAAUGGGAGGAGAGGAUUCAGGUGUGGCACGAGGAGCAUCAUGGGAUGCUGAAGGAGGACGCUAUCCUGGAGUACCUGAAGAUCGGCCAGGAUCUGGAAAUGUAUGGAGUCAACUACUUUGACAUCAAGAACAAGAAGGGAACAGAGCUGUGGCUGGGAGUGGACGCCCUGGGACUCAACAUUUAUGAGAAGGACGACAAAUUGACCCCAAAGAUCGGCUUCCCCUGGAGUGAGAUCAGAAACAUUUCCUUCAACGAUAAGAAGUUCAUCAUCAAGCCCAUCGACAAAAAAUCUCCAGACUUUGUGUUUUAUGCACCGAGACUGCGCAUAAACAAGCGCAUCCUGCAGCUGUGCAUGGGCAACCACGAGCUGUACAUGCGUCGCCGCAAGCCAGACACGAUCGAGGUGCAGCAGAUGAAGGCGCAGGCUAGAGAGGAGAAGCAACAUAAACAGAUGGAGAGGGCCCAGCUGGAGAACGAGAAGAAGAAGAGAGAGGCCAUCGAGAGAGAGAAGGAUCAGAUGGAGCAAGAGAAUCAGGCUCUGUUGAUGAGGAUGCACCAGUUUGAGGAGAAGACCAAGAAGGUGGAGAGAGAUCUGCAGGACCAGGUCCAGAGAGCCGUGCUGCUGGAGGAGGAGCGGAGGAGAGCCGAGGAGGAGGCGGCUCGUCUGGAGGCCGAGCGUCAGGCCGCUCUGUUGGCUAAAGAGGAGCUGGCCCGCCAUGCUGAGGACCAGUUGAAGAGUCAGGAGCAGCUGGCUGCAGAGCUGGCAGAGCACACAGCGAAGAUCAGCCUGCUGGAGGACGCCAGGAAACUCAAGGAGGAGGAGGCCAACUCCUGGCAGCUCAGGGCCAAGGAGGCCCAGGACGAUCUGAUAAAGACCAGGGAUGAGCUGCACAUGGUGAUGACGGCGCCCCCGCUGCCUCCACCUCCCCCCAUGUUCGAGCAAUUGGACGAUAACAGCGACAGCGAGGAGAACACCAGCACGAACAGCGCCGACCUGCAGACUGAAGGCAUCAACGACCACCGCAACGAGGAGGAUCGCCUGACUGAGGCGGAGAAGAACGAGCGCGUCCAGAAACAGCUGAAGGCCCUGACCUCAGAGCUGGCUCAGGCGCGUGACGAAUCCAAGAAUACCCAGAACGACCUUCUUCACAGCGAGAACGUCCGGGCCGGCCGAGACAAAUACAAGACCCUGCGACAGAUCAGGCAGGGCAACACCAAGCAGAGGAUCGACGAGUUCGAGUCCUUAUAAAAAAAAAAAAAAAAAAAGCCUUCGGCCCACGCGCCCUUUCUGAAUGGUCCCUACAUCUCGGCCGACACACACGGACACACACACACAAACACGCUCAUGUACGACACGCGUCGGUCAGACUCAGCCGGAGCCGUACAAACAUCACUCGCAGAGAGACGCACUCCUGUCGCGAGUGUGCAGAGCUUUGCAAAUCCUUUGAAGAAAACUUAGUGCCAAAACCUUUUCUCUUCUUAGUGUUUCAGAUCCUAUUCGUGUAUUUGAUUGUGCGUAAUUGGAACAAAUUCAGACCAAAUGAUUAUUGUUUUUAUCCAGAGGUGUGAUGAAGUAGUGGGACUAGCCAAAUCUUCUUAUUAUUAUUCUCAUUAUUCCAUGAUGUGCACGUGUAAUAUGUAAUCAAAGCCUCGCUUCUUUUUGAUGUCUGUCGUCGUGCGGGAAGAAAAGGACACUUUGUCGUUUAUAGCGACCAAUCAGAAAGGGGGGGAAAGUAUACGCAGAAACGUGUACGUUUGUUUUAUUUGAACACUUCCAUUUAUGUUUAAUAUUGCUAUACAGUAGUUUAAAAAGAAUCAUCCCUAGUUUGAUAUUUAUACUGUAUACGGGACAUUAAAAAGGGUAUUUCAUCUUGGUUUGUAUAUUUUUGCUAUAUACUAAUGAUAAUGAAACAUUUAAUAUGUUUUAUAUAUUGACCAAAAUAGUAGCAGUCUUAUGUUCCAUACGUUUUCCUUUUUAGAUCACUAAAUUAAAGAGAUUUAACUGUAAAUUAUUAUUAUUUUUUACUGUAGGAAAUGUCCAGCUGCAUGCCAUUAAAUCAGUUACGGAGAUUGAUAUCUAUCUAGGUACUUUUAAUUAGUUUUUGUUUUGCCGUGCAGUUCACAGCACGCUGAGGACUGUCUCUGUCCUCAGAGCGCUGUGUUGACUGGGACACUUUUAAUAUAAGUUUAAUAUAUUUUAUUUCUCUGUUCUGUCACGUCGCUGUUGACUGAGAGAUGAGCACGUGUUGUGUGCUCGUACCCUCCCGAGUGACCUUCCUCUCGGACUGUCCCUCCGCAGGGAUCAGUGCCAAGACAGUUGGUCUUCACUUCGUAGCCAAGGUGCUUAGUCACAAAAACUUUAGUUAUUUUAGUGUUAAACCUAAAGAGGGUUGAGGUGAACGUUACAAAGAGUUUUCAUUUUUGCAAGGUGGGUCACAAUGGACAGACGCAGACAGUACAACACUCUGCUCUCUCUGGACGUGCAGAGUAGCAUCUACUGACACUGUCAUGGAAACAGCUCUGCUGGCCUUUGUAUAUGAACAGGAUUUUAUAAUGAGGUGUUCAACAUAUUGGCAAUAAAAGAAAAUCUGAUUACA
Messenger RNA from Cottoperca gobio, 3373 nucleotides. It is a transcript of the gene ezrb, whose product is annotated as ezrin b. The record is from RefSeq and is a predicted model, not a curated record. Lineage: Eukaryota; Metazoa; Chordata; Actinopteri; Perciformes; Bovichtidae. Gene Ontology annotation, cellular component: cytoskeleton. The coding region runs from base 277 to 2025 and encodes 582 amino acids. The transcript has 14 exons. Gene Ontology annotation, molecular function: actin binding.